AUGGCCAGAACCAAGCAGACGGCGCGUAAGUCCACCGGCGGGAAAGCUCCCCGCAAGCAGCUGGCCACUAAGGCCGCCAGGAAGAGCGCCCCCGCCACUGGCGGAGUCAAGAAGCCUCACCGCUACCGGCCCGGGACCGUCGCUCUCCGGGAGAUCCGGCGCUACCAGAAGUCCACCGAGCUGCUCAUUCGGAAGCUGCCAUUCCAGCGCCUGGUGAGAGAGAUCGCCCAGGACUUCAAGACCGACCUUCGCUUCCAGAGCUCGGCCGUCAUGGCCCUGCAGGAGGCCAGCGAGGCUUACCUGGUCGGGCUCUUCGAGGACACCAACCUCUGCGCCAUCCACGCCAAGCGGGUCACCAUCAUGCCCAAGGAUAUCCAGCUGGCCCGCAGGAUCCGAGGGGAGAGGGCUUAGAUCU
Bufo bufo (common toad) is the source of this 415-nucleotide messenger RNA. Its product is annotated as histone H3. NCBI's taxonomy places the organism in Eukaryota, Metazoa, Chordata, Amphibia, Anura, Bufonidae. The record is from RefSeq and is a predicted model, not a curated record. Gene Ontology annotation, molecular function: structural constituent of chromatin; DNA binding; protein heterodimerization activity. The coding region runs from base 1 to 411 and encodes 136 amino acids. Gene Ontology annotation, cellular component: nucleosome. The transcript has a single exon.